Messenger RNA from Lingula anatina, 1312 nucleotides. RefSeq names its product fatty acyl-CoA reductase 1-like. NCBI's taxonomy places the organism in Eukaryota, Metazoa, Brachiopoda, Lingulata, Lingulida, Lingulidae. Gene Ontology annotation, cellular component: peroxisome. Gene Ontology annotation, biological process: long-chain fatty-acyl-CoA metabolic process. The record is from RefSeq and is a predicted model, not a curated record. Gene Ontology annotation, molecular function: alcohol-forming very long-chain fatty acyl-CoA reductase (NADP+) activity.
CCAAAGUAAUGUCGACCUUUGCAGCAGCGCUGCAGGUGAACUAAGAAACGGUUGUCACACUUUGUUUUCCAGUUUGUCGCAAACUUGUCUGUGUUUAAUAGGGAAAGAUAACAUUCAAGAGGGCGCUCCACUGGGAAGGCUCUGCAGUCGCAGUUAAGAAACCCUUCCAAGUUCCAGAAUACGCAGUAUACAGAACACCUGGUACAGCAAAAUGGUGGCUGCCAUUGCAGAUUUUUAUGCUGGACGCAGCAUAUUUGUCAUUGGUUUUACAGGGUUUAUGGGCAGGGUUCUGGUCGAGAAGCUGCUGAGAAGUUGUUCUGACAUAAAGGCAAUUUAUGUACUUAUCAGACCAAAGAAUAACCAGGAUGUGAGGCAGAGACUUGAAGAUGUCUUCAGUUCCAAACUAUUUGACAAGUUGAGAAAAGAGCGUCCAGAGUUCCGCACCAAAGUCAUUCCAGUGAAUGGAAACAUGUUAGAGCCACACCUGGGCAUGAGCCAGUCAGAUAUGACCAGACUUGUUACUGAUGUGUCUGUGGUGUUUCAUGCUGCUGCAACUGCUAACUUUGAGGAACAUUUAAAAUCAGGAGUGCUGAUGAAUUUGCAUGGUGUGAAAAAACUUGCAGAGCUAUGUAAACAGAUGUCAAAACUGGAAGCCUUAGUUUAUGUGUCCACAGUCUUUGCAAAUUGUGACAGAUCACAGGUGCAGGAAGCAAUAUAUCCACCAGCGCUCCAACCCCAGAAACUGAUGGAGGCAGCAGAAUGGAUGGAUGCUGAAAUGAUGGAAAUUUUGGCUCCUCACCUGAUUGGCAAGCGGCCAAACACAUACACUUAUAUCAGAGCCAUGGUGGAGUAUCUUUUAGUGGAGGAGUAUGCCAGUCUACCCAUUGCCAUAAUAAGGCCCUCUAUAGUGGGAGCCUCACUGAGAGAACCCUUUCCUGGGUGGCUUGAUAAUUUUGAUGGCCCAACCAAUCUUCUUACUAAGGUUGGCAAGGGUAUUUUGAGAAGUAUGAUGGGAAAUGUGAAUGGCAAAGCUGACGUUGUUCCCAUAGAUUUGGUAAUAAAUCUAAUGAUAGCCUCGGCAUGGUAUACGUCAGUGCACAGGCCAAGCAACACCAUGGUUUAUAACCUCACAACUGGGAACUUGAACAAGGCUACAUGGGGACACUGGGGUUGGUAGUUAAUAAACACUUAUUCAACUCUGUGUGUCUAGUUAAUGAAAUUUACCAAAGAGCGUACUUGCUUUUUGUAAAAUACAUCUUAGACAGUAUAUGAAAUUAGAAGUGCUGUGAUUUAGAAAUAAAUAUUUAAGCAU